This is a messenger RNA of Aspergillus pseudotamarii, 673 nucleotides long. RefSeq names its product Erg28 family protein. The coding region runs from base 61 to 486 and encodes 141 amino acids. The record is from RefSeq and is a predicted model, not a curated record. The transcript is spliced from 2 exons. Gene Ontology annotation, molecular function: protein-macromolecule adaptor activity. Gene Ontology annotation, cellular component: membrane; endoplasmic reticulum. NCBI's taxonomy places the organism in Eukaryota, Fungi, Ascomycota, Eurotiomycetes, Eurotiales, Aspergillaceae.
AAAGCAAGCUCCGUCAAUUACUUGAUAUUCCCCCUGUCACAGCACACCAUUCUGUAAGCAAUGGCUGCUAUUCUCUCUUACUUGCCUCCUUUCGAGGGCUUUCUACCCAAGUGGCUUUUCCUAGUCUCGGUGGUCUCUUCGGCAAACAGCAUUCAAGCGUACCGAUCGGACUCCUACGCUGCGGAGCUCUACAAUGGACGAUCCGCUGAUGGUCGUCCGCUAACCAAUCCCUUAUCCUCUCGCACCUUUGGCACCUGGACUUUCCUCUCCGCCGUGAUCCGAAUGUAUGCAGCUUACAACAUCACGACCCCUGUGACAUAUGACCUUGCUAUGUGGUCUUUCGGAAUCGCCUUGGUACACUUUGUUGGCGAGUGGCUGGGUUUCGGUAGUGCCCAACUCAAGGGGCGUUUCGUGAGCCCUCUUAUUGUUGCGUCAUCGACUCUGGCUUGGAUGUUGACACAGAGGGAAAACUAUCUCUCUGCCUAAAUUUUUUCCAUGCGAGACGUUAACCUAUCCCUCGAUGUAUCCCUUCCAUCUUUCUUUCUUUCGAGUUCCUAGUCGAUCGCAUCAACCCUACCUACAGUCCUGGUGUUACAAGGAGGAAAUUAAAAAGAAUAUUAGAUACCCAUGGCUAACCAAAAAUUGUUUCUGUGCACCGUGACUCAUUCAAGAU